This is a messenger RNA of Rangifer tarandus platyrhynchus (Svalbard reindeer), 474 nucleotides long. Lineage: Eukaryota; Metazoa; Chordata; Mammalia; Artiodactyla; Cervidae. The record is from the annotation of a GenBank genome assembly.
AUGGCCCUCGGGCCCUCCCUCCGCCCGGGACAGGGUGGCACCUGCCACUCUCAGGACCACCCUUCCAAGGCAAUAAACCGGAUCCUGUUGCAGCCUCCUGUCCCUGUUGUGAGCCCACGUGUAGGCACAGCUGGGAGCCCAGCCCAGCACAGGGGCCAGAGAGCCUUGAACCGGCGGGUCCCCCUGGCCCAGAUCUGGCUGGAAAUCCACCUGCGAGCCAAGUGGAGGAGACGCCUGCGGCGGCCGCCGCCCAACCCCCGGCUGAAAACCGGCCUCGGGCUCAAGCUCUCGGACCCGCCGCCGGGGGGCCCGCGGCCGCUUUCCAGGAGCCCCGCCUCCGGUCGGUCGACCUUUAGCCGACGGCCCGGUGACUUCCCCUCCCCCACCGCCCCCCAACUGUGUGACCCGGGGAAGGGCUGCGCCCGCGGGCCGUCGGCUAAAGUUCGGCCCAGAGACCCGGAGACACCAAAAUAG